Molecule: messenger RNA, 2254 nt
Organism: Haliotis rubra (blacklip abalone)
Lineage: Eukaryota; Metazoa; Mollusca; Gastropoda; Lepetellida; Haliotidae
Product: 3-beta-hydroxysteroid sulfotransferase-like
Exons: 8
Coding region: 387-1244 (285 amino acids)
Biological process (GO): sulfation
Cellular component (GO): cytoplasm
Molecular function (GO): sulfotransferase activity
Source: RefSeq, a predicted model, not a curated record
CUGGAGUGAUGUAGUUAGUGUAGCACGUGAGACACACACACUUCAGUGCAGGCAACUCCCAAUGUUGUCAAAUCAGGUAGAUGGUGCGACGACCACGAAGGAAUAUAGAACGCAUGCGGGGACAUGAUGUUCCGCCACUCAGACCGCAUUCACUCCGAGACUAUUAACCGGAUGUUUUGGGACCGUCAGCCUGUGAGCCAACGUGAGUGACAAGUGCGAUAUCUUGCUUCACAUGAAAUGAAUUACAAAGGAGUUUGAGUGACAGCUUACUUGGUAGCUUCUAAUGCAGGCCCGUUGCAGACAGAUUGGACACUUUUCUUGAUCUGCAUCACAUUUGAUACUUGAGCAUUCUACAAUCAUGCCAAUUAUAUACGUGUCACCCGAGAAUGACCCGCAAAGCGAAAUACCCAAUACUGGAAGUAAACGGCGUUCGCUACCCAUCCGUCUUUGAUGAGGAGAUCAUCCGGAACAUGAUGGAUGUGGACAUGAACGAUGAUGACGUAAUGUUGUGUGGAUAUAUGCGAUCUGGGACUCACUGGUGUUUUGAAGUAAUCAACAUGCUGUUGAGGAAGUGUGACGACACGAUACCCUACAGGAAGGAAGACUUUCACAUCGAGCAAAGAUCCAAUGAGAAGCUUGCACAUCUUCCUUUACCCCGAGUUCUCAAUGGACACAUGCAUUUUGAACUUCUCCCCAAAGCGGCACUGGAAAAGAAGUUGAAAAUUGUUUAUGUUUUGAGAGACCCACGAGAUGUCACCUGCUCUUGGUAUCAGCUGAUGAAAAAGUAUUUUCGGGACAGAGAGGUUGAGAUAUGUCCUCUUGCAGACUGGAUGAAGUUAUUCCUAAAUGGCAAACUUGAUUGGGGCUCCUGGUUCGAUCACGUGAAGAACUGGGAGAAGGCCAUGGUCAAUCCUCAGCACUCCUCAUCGAUUUUAGUGGUCCGCUUUGAGGAUCUUGUGACACAACCAGUUCGAGAAAUUGAAAGAAUCGACAAAUUUCUCAACACGAAAACAGAUGACAAGUUUCGGAGACGAGUCGUGGAGAAGUGUAGCCUUGACAACAUGAUACGAGACAAGCACUCCGUUACAGAUAAGCUGGAGGGGAAGAGUGUUCAUUUUGUUCAAGGAAAGAUCGGAGCAUGGAAGGACAACUUUUCUGCAGAGCUGAGCGAAUAUUUCAACCGUGUCUACCACGACGAAAAGAUGAAAGAUUCCAAGUUCUACAAUAUGUACAGACAGCAUUGAAGUCCAUACUGACAACAUGUCGCAGUUCGUUGUCGUAGUUGGUUGUCUUUGGUUGUCUGAGGAAUCGUGACACCAUCACUGACUAAUCCAUCAUAAUUAUAUGAUUUUCAGAAAAUUCAACAACCCAAGUUUUCAAAACAGGUUAGAUUGUGGGAAUGGUAAAAGGGACUUUGCAUUUAGUAGACAUUUUACUUACAUUUUAAGCUAAUCCAUCAUAAUUAUAUGAUUUUCAGAAAACUGAUUCACCCAAGAUAUAAGAAAAGGUUAGAUUGUGGGAAAGGUAAAAGAGUUACUUUGCAUUUAGUAGACAUUUUACUUACAUUUUAAGCUAAUCAAUCAUAAUUAUAUGAUUUUCAAAAAAAUUGAUUCACCCAAGUGAAAUUACAAAAAGGUAAGAUUGUGAGAGGCAUUUGGAAGUUGGAGUAGUAAGGAAGAAUAAUACAUGUAUAUAGAUUAAUAACUUAUUUAUCACAGUGAGAGCGACGUUUAGGUGUAGUAUUCACUUGGUAACGACGUCAGAACCUACACGUCGCUCUCACUGAAAUAAAGAAGUUGUUCAUCCAUAUAUUGUAAUCCUUCCAAGAAGUCUAAGUUUGGCGACAUUUGACGGUUAAUGAUUAUAAUUUAAGAAAUUAAGACAAUAUCUCUUUGCCAAGAACAAGAAAAAACCAUUUCUGACGAAUUGUUUUUCUCAUCGACAAUUCAAGAAAUUGUACUAAACUAUCAAACUUCAAAUCAAUUUCAAAUCGAAUCAUCCUAUAACUCAGCUCUACUGUACUUAUCUUACGGUAUUAGACAAGUCAACAUACUACAUAUGCAAACACGUCAUAACGCUAACAGAUUAAGUUACAGGGUACAGGGUAGGACUAAAGUAUUAGAAAUAGAAAUAAACUGUUUUUAGGCUGUUACUCUGUAUCCCUAAAAUUUACACUACUGCAAAUAGCAUAUGUCGAAAUAACCCACAUCAGCCUAACUGGGCGUUUAAAGGGAUGCGUAAUAGGAUAUCCAGA